UUAUGGCUGGGAUAAGUUCUAGUUUCGUAGAGCUUGUAUAUCGCGUCGUGUACCGAAUACCUACACAAUUACGUACAUUAGACUUGCGUAGAGAUAUUGCCGUUCCCAUUUCUCCUUCUCUUUUCUUUACUUUCCCGUCCUUAGUCCACGCUAACGCGCCAACAUCGUGCUAGUAGAUCGAAUCGUAACGAAACGCGGUUUGAUCGACAGAUACCGGAGUUAGUGGCGGAAGAGGGACCGAGCUUGAGCAUAUCGCAGUUCGAAGAUCUGAUGGAGGACGACGCGAGUGGACCGAUCCACAGUCGCGAUCCGAUGCUCUCUUCGCCGCAUCUUCCACCUCUGAGCCCAGCACCGACCGGAUGUCAACACGGUCUACCGGACGAAGAUACUCUCGCCGGUGGUAUAAAAGUCGAGAUGAAAGUACCGAACGAGGCGAAAAUCGGAUCGUCGAUCGAGCUCGAAUGCGUAUGGCAAAUUCACGGACCAAGCGGACUUUAUUCGGUGAAAUGGUACAAGGACGAUCACGAAUUCUUUCGAUACGUACCGGACAAUGAUCCCAGGAUACAAACGUUCUCGCAACCCGGUAUAAACGUCGAUAACAGAUGGAACACCGAAAACUCGAUCAGACUGAAAGAGCUGGAAACGAAGAGUUCUGGCCAAUAUAAAUGCGAGGUGUCUACGGAGGCGCCGUCGUUCGCCACCGUCUAUCGAACGGCUAAUUUGACCGUGAUCGCGAUGCCCGAAAGAGGUCCAGAAAUUACAGGCUUAUCUCCGCGUUAUACGAUCGGAGACGAUCUCACGGCGAACUGUACCGUCUGGCCGUCCGUCCCAACGGCUGCUAUUCGUUGGCUAAUCAACGAAAAACCGAUCGCCGCGAAGCAAACGAUCCAAUAUUCGACAAUGGAAAUCAGGAAGAAGAAGGAAAGAGAGCAGAGGAAUGAGGAAACGUCGACUUCCGCGACGACACCGAACGCUCUGGGAUUACGAGUGAAACUGGAGCCGUUGCACUUUGAAGGAGUACGCGAAAAGUCGGUGAUCGCGAUAAAAUGCGUCGCGCGAGUCGGCUCGUAUCUGCUCGCGACGGAAAAACGCGUCUCGAUGAACUACGCAAACAAGCAACGAUUGAGCGCCGAUAACGCUCGCAGCGAAGCUCACGGAUGGCAUCGUGUCCGCCCCACCGAACGUUUUUCGCUUCUGUUAAUCUGCUAUUUUUGUUCUCGUUUGCGAACGAACGACCGAAUGGUCGAACAAAACGAGCAAAACUAACAUAAAACCAAUGGAGUAGCCUUUGAGAGUUGGCGAGCGAACAGAGCGCUUCCGCGCGUAGUCGCCUCGAUAUCGAUUCGUUCGUUCGCGUCUAGCUGUGAUAUUAAAUAUAAGGUGUUCCAGGUCCGUCUAUGCGAAUUUCACCGGACCCGAACCAUUCGCUCGUUAAUUAGUUUUUCGCGUUUUUCUCCGUUAGAUACGUUAGAUACGUUAGACACGUUACAUAGGAGAGGGAUCGGUAUCGGUACCGGGCGAAUCUAUCGAUACAGGUAAUCGAAUAACGACGAAUAAACGAACAAGCAUGUACUCUGGGACCGAUUCACCCGACGAACGAUCGAUACCAAGUGUCUACGAGCACCGAGAAUUAUAACUUUUCCCACUCGCUUUUCCCUUUCCUCGUAACCGCGAGAAAUUAUUAACUCAACCUUUUUGCAAUAACAUCGAAACAGAUAAUAAUCUGUCACGGAAUCUUGCGGUAGAAUAUAAGCGAAUAAAAUUGAUUAGAAUAGACGCCUACCGCCAAGUGAAUCCGAAUGGAUUACAUUUCCCGUGAUUUUGCCGAUGCACCGUUAAAUCGUUUCGAUUCGAAAAAACGAGAUAGCAGGUAGCUCCUCGAAAGAACGAUAAGAAUGUGCGGCUAAACGCACGAUACGAUCUUAUUAUUAUUUGUACAAGAUCGUUUCGAGAUAAAUCAUUUUGAUAGAUCGUACUGUUGCGCGAAUGUGUCGAAAUUCCGGCUCGAGUUUACGGCUUCUUACGCGGAAAAUAAAAGAAAUUAAGCGACCAA
Molecule: messenger RNA, 2053 nt
Organism: Megachile rotundata (alfalfa leafcutting bee)
Lineage: Eukaryota; Metazoa; Arthropoda; Insecta; Hymenoptera; Megachilidae
Source: RefSeq, a predicted model, not a curated record